Adineta ricciae is the source of this 321-nucleotide messenger RNA. The record is from the annotation of a GenBank genome assembly. NCBI's taxonomy places the organism in Eukaryota, Metazoa, Rotifera, Eurotatoria, Adinetida, Adinetidae.
AUGACUAUAUCUCGUUUUCCAACCAUACCUAAUUCGACACUUCCUAGUCAAUAUACGUUAACAACACCAGCUGAAUCAAUUCUAGAUGGUUUAAUGGUCGAAAAUUGGAAUGUCACCUAUUCGUAUGAGACUUAUUAUUUACAAUGUCGUCCGCCCUUUUGUUCGUUUGAUUAUCAGAUAAAAACUAAUAUUGGUUUCUACACUGAUCAUAUAAGUCAAUUUGAAAUUAAUCGAAAAACUCGGACAUCAAGCAUUUAUCGGUACCGCGUUCAGCAAGAAAAUCCUCGUAAGUUAUCUUCGGUUAACUUCGAUGUAUAUUGA